This is a messenger RNA of Carica papaya (papaya), 884 nucleotides long. The record is from RefSeq and is a predicted model, not a curated record. NCBI's taxonomy places the organism in Eukaryota, Viridiplantae, Streptophyta, Magnoliopsida, Brassicales, Caricaceae.
AUGCCUCAUUUUGUUAUUGUUCUAGGAGAAACUUUGCCCGAUAGAAGUUGCUGUUGCCAUAAGAAAGCUAAUAAACAGGGUGAUCCUGUAGAGCUUGCUGGUGGAAACGUGCACCUAAUAACAACAGCAGGGAGCUGGGAGGCAAAGUUAUCUGAAGCAAACAAGGAUGGAAAGAUUCUUGUGGCAAACUUCAGUGCGGCAUGGUGUGGUCCUUGUAGAGCAAUAGCACGAACCUACAGCAAGCUAGCUGAUAGAUAUCCUUCUAUUAUAUUUGUAACCGUGGAUGUGGAUGAACUAGCUGAGUUCUGCACUUCGUGGGACAUAAAUGCCACUCCUACAUUUUUUUUCCUUAAGGAUGGGAGACAGGUGGACAAACUUGUGGGAGCUAACAAUAAAGAGCUCCAGAAGAAGACAGCUGCAGUUGCUGACAAUGCAAACAGGACGCAAACUUGAUUUCCACCAUUACAAUUCAAUCAUAUCUGUUAUCUUGUUCAAGAGUUGCAGAGACAGUAUUGCUUGUGGUUGCUAUGUAUUUGCUCUGCUAUUGAAAAAAAUAUAUAUCAAAGCCAUUCCCCGUCAGUUCUAACAGGAGAGAAACCGUUUCUAAUGAAGUACGAAGAUAGGCAGAAAUCUUAUUGGUGCUUUGAAUCAAAUGAGCAUAGAAGAAUGUAAACAAAUCACAUAGUGAGGGUUUAGGACAGAUUUAGGUCAUUGUGGGAUGUUGUACUUUUUUAUUUAAUGUGUUUAGGAUCUUACUUAGCGGGAUUAGAAAUCCUAGAAUUCGUUGCAACUUGUAACAGAACCACUCUAAUUUGCUUUUAGAAACAAUCAGAAGUCAUUCUUUGUAAUUAAUAGCACAGGACAAUGAAAUUCCAUCUUCUGUA